Messenger RNA from Scaptodrosophila lebanonensis, 3083 nucleotides. Its product is annotated as serine/arginine repetitive matrix protein 1. The transcript has 6 exons. NCBI's taxonomy places the organism in Eukaryota, Metazoa, Arthropoda, Insecta, Diptera, Drosophilidae. The record is from RefSeq and is a predicted model, not a curated record. The coding region runs from base 808 to 2637 and encodes 609 amino acids.
UAGCUUAAAGUCGUUGGAAAAGAGUGCUUGCGUCGCUAUCGCUCUCGUCCCAGUCGUCGCGGGUGUCGGUAUUCGGUCGGGUCGGGUGCUCUGCUGACAAAGCAAAAAAAAGUUAACGUAUUUAUGUGCGUCUAAUAAAAAUAGAAAUAUAUUAUAUCCGGGAUUGCCCUAUGCUUGUGUAUGCGAAGGUGCGCUGCAAGAACGCAAAAAACAUUCCAAAGAACUUAUGUUGUUCUUUUUAUUUACGUGAAAAAAAUGCCAUGGCUACCGGUUGAGACUACAGCUGGCAAAGACAAAAGACAUGAAAACAAUCAAAAACAUUUGUGUCCAUGCAAUUUGUUCGCACAUCGAUUAUAUUUACGCGUCGGGGCAUGGCUGGAUCCUUGAUUCCCGGUUCCGUAUGCGCAACUAAGCAGCCGCGAUCGGGCGCGUUACCUUUUACGUUUUCAGCCGUUGAAUUUUUUUUAACGCAAUGGGCGUGUCCUUGCCUUAGAGUGGGUGUUGGGCAUGCUUUUACAUUGCGGCGCGAGCGCCUUUACUGAUGCUGCCUCGCGCGAUGGACUGCAAUAUCAAAUGCACAGGUGUGCAAUUGUUGUAAUUUAUUUCAUUAUCUCCUCUUCAUUGUUGGUUAACGCCUUUUCCUUGCCAAGUUUAUUAAAUAAAUAUCAAUUGUAAUUGUAUUUGCAGCUUUUUGUGAAAUAUUAUUAAUAAAAAAUAUAUAUCUGAAUGAAAGUGUUUUAAAAUUGUUUACCGUUGUUAUCGUUGAAUAAUUCGCGCGUGCUCGCGUUUGCUAAAAAAAAUUGCAGAAUGGCGUCGCGCAGACGCGCCGAUUUAAAUCCAAAAUUGCAUAUGGACAGGCAGCCCACAGCGGCACGCAUAACAGAUCCUUCGCUACCCGCUGGCAAGCGUCGCGAAAUAGACAACGUGAUGAAGAAGGCACGUGCCAAUACUACUAACGAUUAUUGGGAUAAGAAGUUGAUUGAAGCCGAGGAGAAAGAUCCGAAUAGAUGGCGACACACCGGCUACAAGAAGAUGUACAUACAGGGCGAAAGCAGCUCUGGCGAGAGUGAACGCGAUGGCGGUGGUAGCAAUGCAUACGGUCGUUACAAUUCGGGUGUGGGCUCCGCACCAGUUGGUCCCCCACCACGUUAUGCUCGAUCUCGUUCUCGAAGUCGGUCUCGGUUGCGUAAAUCUCCACCGCUGUCGCCGUUACCGCCGCGACGUCGCUCUCCACCGGGCCCGCCUAUGCAUAGCAUGGAUCGUCGCGGUAUGUCGCCUCCAUCGCCGCACCCACCACUGCGUGGUCGUCCGCGUUCACCCCCACCGCGCGGCAUGGGGGCGCGUUCUCCAAACGAUUUGAUGCGUCGUCCUGGCGGUUAUGGGCGACCUCGAUCCCCACCCGAACCGUCGGCGGCAUCAUCGUCGUCGGCGCUACGCCGAAAACCUAGAUCGUCGCGUUCGCCAAUGAGUCGACGUCGUUCUCCACCACCUCCGUUACCACCUUCAGGUGGAGCUGAUAAACGUGGUGUCAUCGGUGGAGCACAUAUAUUGCCACGCUCCAAGCGUCCACCGUCACCACCACCGCGGCAUCCGUUACGUUCGCGUUCCAACAGCUCAAUGAGUAGCAGCUCUGAUGAUUCCUGCUCGCUCUGUUCGCCCAGCCAUCGUCAUAGAUCUCGUUCGCGCGGUCCGCGUUCCCCGCCGCCAAAGCCACGGGGCCAUUAUCGGGCAGGUGGGCCUGCACCGCCUUUGCCACCGCCGGAGUCACAUGGACGCAUUCAUGGACGGCCAAGUACUCCGCCGCCUGUGCGAGCCGCGCCUGGUAUCGAUAAAUACCGCGAUGGCAAAAUGCGACAUAUUAGUCAUGAACGUAGUGCUUCGUCGGAUAUGCACAUGAAAAUCGGACGCGCAACACGUCACUCGCCGCCGCCGGAAGAUCCGCGUCUCAAGCAUCGUCCGCCAGAGCCACCAGAGCCCGCGUCUGCUGCCUCGACUGGCGUUCCACCACAAGCAAAAAAGAAAAAGAAGGAAAAAGAGCUUCGGCCGCGCAUCAAAAUCGAGGGUGAGAAACGUAAAAAACAUCCGAACGCUGGCAACGUAGCCUCAGCAUCGUCCAGCGCCGCUGCCAAUGGUAACUCUUCAUCAGAUUCGGACGAUUCGGGUGGUUCGGACAGCGAUGAAGCCAUGCCCAGCUUCUCGGCCACAACGCGGCUAACGCUGUCUGAGCGCUUCGGGAAAAUGGCACAAUGGAGCAUCGAUCGCAGCAAUAUGGAAAAUAUGCGCAUCACAAAAGAUUCGACCGGCGGCGCGCUUAAGGUAAUGAUCGAGGAGGGGCUCGAAACGCCACCGCGUCGUUACUCCUAUUCGCCGGCACCGGCUGGCCACUUUCCGGAGGAGUUGGCCACAACAGCACCGUCGGGCAUGUUGUCGUGGGAUGACGUACGCGUCCGUUACGAAUACUACAAGAGUCGCGGUUAUUUGCGCGAUCUGGAUCUGAAGGACUACAUCAAAUGGGAGGAAUGGUGGUAUAAAUAUCAAGAGUGGUUAAAACAGGAACGCUAUUAUGAGUACUGGGAUCGUAGCCAGCAGCUGCGACGUCGUCGCAAAAAGUUGCCAGUCACUCAGCGUUUAAAUUAAAUUGAUUCGUGCGUUCUGCGCUUUUUGCAGAAAAGAUGCUUUUUCAAUCAUUUUGCUUCAUCUCAUUUUCCCAUUUUUUGACUCUGUUAUCUAUUAUUCUCUUUAUCUAUUAUUCUAUUAUUUUCCCGUGUGCUUGUUGCUUUAUUUUACAUUUUUUCAUUGUUCUUUUUGUACAUUAUGAAUGUAUGGAAAUUGCAUUUGUUUGUCACUUCCUUUUUGCACAACUCACCUUUUCCAUUCUUUUCUCAAGCGCGUUGACGGAGCAACCGACAUUCAUCUAAAUAACGGUAAAAAUAACAUUGUAACAUGUAAGUUAUAUACUUGUAUGUAUGACUGUGUGUGCACGUGCGAUCAAACGCACCCCUUGCUGAGACAUUUGUAAACGCAUAAAGUAUAUAUAACAUUUAACUAAUCACAAUACAAAUACAACAUAUAAAUUAUACAAA